UCUGACUCAAGGUGGUGACUGGGGCAAUGUGGAAUCUCUGAAACUUGUCUUCGAAUUUGUAUGAUGUGUUCAUGUGUUUUGUAAUUUCCUUCGUUUUCUCGGGGACCAUUGAAACCCCUGCAUAUAUAUUCACCAAUCAAUUUUCUCCUUUUUAGGUUUUUAUCGUGUGUAAAUUCCCUUGGAAAAUCCUUUUUUUUUUUUCUUCUCUUGAAACCGCUAGGGUUUCAGAUUGAAAUCUGUAUCGAAACGAUCUACAUUCGAUUCUUUUGUCGAUUCUCCAUCUCUCUCAUCUUUCUAGUCACUGAAUCGUAAUAGCUCGAAACGGUUCUCUUAAUUUGCUUCGUGCCCAUUUUUAAUACUUGGUAAAAUUGUGAGGUUGAACAUUGGAUUCGAAAAGCAACCUUGAGGAAUCAGAUCUAUCUGGGUUUACUUUGAAUCGCUUUAGAUGUGUUGGGCAUUUGUGCUCUGUAGCCAGUCUUUUAGUCGGUAGACAGAAAAAGGCGAUUCGGAUACUUAUUGGUGAUUUUAUAGGCGCGAAUUCUGUUAUCGAGGUGCGGAGAGCAGAAAAUUUCAAAAUUGGGCUUGAAUUAUCAUCCAAGGUCAGGCUCAAAAUUUGAGAAUUUGUUGUUGCAUCAUAAAAUUGUGCGAUUUGGUACUUGUGAUGGAUGACGGUGAGCUUGAAUUCUCGAACCAAGAAGUGUUUUCAAGUCCAAAUAUGGGUGAUUUACCGGGCUGUUGCUCAAUGGAUAGUUUCUUUGAUGAGCUUCUUAAGGAUACCCAUGCUUGCACUCAUACACACACUUGCAACCCACCUGGCCCGGAUUUCUCGCACACCCAUACUUGUUUCCAUGUGCACACCAAGAUUCUGCCUGCUUCGAAUGAGGAAAAGGUUUCCACUGAUGACACUGCAGAGUCUUCAGAGAAGAAGCCAAAGAAACGCCCAGUAGGAAACCGAGAAGCUGUUCGAAAGUAUAGGGAGAAGAAGAAAGCAAGAGCUGCUUCGUUGGAGGAUGAGGUUGUGAAGCUGAGGGCUUUGAAUCAGCAAUUGUUAAAGAGGUUGCAGGGUCAAGCUGCUUUGGAGGCCGAGAUUGCCAGGCUCAAGUGUUUAUUGGUGGACAUCCGUGGAAGGAUUGAAGGAGAGAUUGGAUCCUUUCCUUAUCAGAAGCCAGCCAAUGUAAACCUGCCUGCAGCAAAUAUGCCCGGUGCUUAUGUGAUGAAUCCCUGUAAUAUGCAGUGCGAUGAUCAAGUUUAUUGCCUCCACUCUGGAGUUGAUGGGAGAAGUGGAGAAGUUGUGUCCCUGAAUGGACAAGGCGUCAGCGGUUGUGAAUUUGAACACCUUCAGUGUUUGGCAGGUAAUAACUCAGGAAUUAAGGAGCUUCCUGCUUGUGGAGCUGGAAAUGCAGCAACCAAUGUUAGUUCUGGUGCAAAUAAGAGAAAAGGAGCAGCCCGUGCAACAAUGGCUGGUUGAAGUGCUUGUUCAGUUGGCUUUUUUCCUUUCUUGCAAAGGAACAUAUCAUCUUCCAGUUAGUAGUUCUGUUGGGUUGUGGCAUCAGCUUCCCUCAGGUCGCUCUGUAUUUCUUUUCUUUGUUUCUCUCUCUUUAUUUUUGCUGUCCCAAGUCAACUGAUGUUGGGUUCUUAAAACUGGCAUGGCUUUCUCCAUCAAGCUCAAAUUUGUUGAAUUCACUGCUAUAAUUGAUUUCUUCUUGUUUAGUUAUAGAUCAGAAGUCUAAAACAACUCCUUUUGUAAGUGGGAGAUUCCAUGAGCGGAGACAAAUAGUCUGGUUUGCCAUGAAGCUUCACCCUACUCAAUAAAGCCAUAAGAAAUCUUUCUUGCAAUAACUGAAGGCUACUGAAAAAACUGCCAUUUUUUUGUCAGUUGCUUCAAAUGGUUUUUCUUUAAGUAUGAUGAAAGUUACACUUGAUUGAAGUUUGGGCGAGAUCAAUUUGAAAAGUACUUUCUUUUGAAUGUGCAUGACUUUUGAUUGCUGAAUUACAGAAUCUAGGGAAGGUGGGAUAUGUCUUUGAUGUUCCAAAACUCUGAGCGGUGUGAACAGGAAGCUGGCUGUGGAUCUUGUUUAAGGAAAGCAUUGCCUAUCAUCUGAGGUUUUUGCCACAAGUUCUAGUGAAACAACUCAGUGGGAUGGAUCCUCCUGCAUUUCAAUGACUCUCAAUUGUUCUUGGUGGUAUAACAGUGUUUAGACGGUUCCCAUAUUUUCAUAGGGAGAAUUUUGUUUUGGAAAAUUUAUUGGCAUUUCAAUGGAAUUUUCAAGUCAAUAUGGUGCAAAAUUGCAAAUCA
This is a messenger RNA of Carica papaya (papaya), 2296 nucleotides long. Lineage: Eukaryota; Viridiplantae; Streptophyta; Magnoliopsida; Brassicales; Caricaceae. The record is from RefSeq and is a predicted model, not a curated record.